AAAAGUAGUAGGUUAUCGAAUAUUAACCUAAAACAUUUUUAAACUCUAUAACUUGAGCGUUUACAGUGGUACUCUUUAAUACCACGUGUUGUGAAAAUUUGUGAUUAUUCAAGUGAAAUGGCUACCGAUUUGGAAAAAAAAAUAAUCAAACAAGUAGAAUACUACUUUGGAGAUAUUAACUUACCUCGUGAUAAAUUUCUGAAAGCUAAGACGGAAGAAGAUGAUGGAUGGGUCACUUUUGAAGUUUUACUUAGUUUCAAAAGAUUGGCAAGUAUUUCCGAUAAUGCUGAGGAAAUUGCCACUGCUUUGAAGAAAUCUGAAAGUGGUUUACUGGAAAUAAGUGAAGACAACAAAAAAGUACGACGUAAUCCCGAAAACACAGUUCCAGAAUUCAACGAGACACGUAAAAGGGAACUAAGCAAACGUACAGCAUAUGCUAAAGGAUUCCCAACUGAUGAAGAUCUCCAUGAAAUUCUGAAUUUCUUAGAAUCACAUGGCCCCAUUGAAUCAUGUAUUAAGAGGUCAUACAAAAAAGAUGACCAAUAUGUAUUCAAGGGUUCAUGUUUUAUUAUCUUCAAAGAUAUUGAAACUUGCAAAAAAUUUGUUGAAUCUGAAGAAAUUUUAUACAAGGAUGUGAAUUUGAUCCGUAAAUUCCAAGAGAAUUAUUACAAAGAUAAACGUGCUGAAAUCGAUGAAACUAAAAAAAGUAAUAAAGAAAAAAAACUUGCUAAACAACAAGAACAGUUAGAUGAGAAAGUUAAAAAAGGUAUUGAAAUUCCAAAAGGUGCCACUCUUUUCUUUAGUGGAAUUGAAGAAGGUACAACCAUCACCCGAGAGCAAAUCAAAGAUAAAUUGAGAGAAGUUGCUGAUAUUGGUAAUCCAUUUAUUGACUUCAACAGAGGUGAUAUCCAAGGUUAUGUCCGACUACCGAAGGAAAAUGAUGCUGUUGAUUUUAUCACAAAAUUGGAGGAUCAAGAAUUGCAAGUUGGUGAAGCAAAAUUGAAAUUCAAGGUGCUUGAAGGAGAAGAAGAAGAAGCACAUAUGAAGAAAUCAGCUGAGGCCAUUUCACAAAUCAGAAAGUCUCAAAAGUUCAACAAGUUUGGAAAGAAAAGGAAAGGUGGCAAUUUUGGAGGCAACAACAAGAAGAGAACUAAAGUAGAAAAUAAUGAUGAUUAAUUAUUUAUUUUGAUGUUAUAUUUGUCAAUCGAAAAUUUGACUUCUGUAUUUAAUAUUAGUCUUUUGUAAAUUGAUCUUUUUAUUAUUUUUGACAGUAUGGAAUGAGAUGAAAGUUAUUUAUAUUUCCUUGAUUAAAUAACAUUUAUACUA
This is a messenger RNA of Harmonia axyridis, 1326 nucleotides long. Its product is annotated as la protein homolog. The transcript is spliced from 2 exons. Gene Ontology annotation, cellular component: cytosol; ribonucleoprotein complex; cytoplasmic stress granule. The record is from RefSeq and is a predicted model, not a curated record. The coding region runs from base 118 to 1176 and encodes 352 amino acids. Lineage: Eukaryota; Metazoa; Arthropoda; Insecta; Coleoptera; Coccinellidae. Gene Ontology annotation, molecular function: RNA binding. Gene Ontology annotation, biological process: positive regulation of translation; RNA processing.